AUGUCGCAGAUUCCAUCUCACCCACCAUCACGCGGGCUCGACAGCAAGGUUGCUAUUGUGACAGGUGCAGGUUGUGCGGGUGAAGGCAUCGGAAAUGGUCGAGCUAUAUCGAUCAUGCUUGUAGAGGAGGGUUGUAAUGUUCUGUGUCUAGACAUGAACUUGGACUGGGCUCAAAAGACAGCGGAGAUGUCUAUGGCAAGAUCGCAGAGGGCGAAAGCAUUGGCCUUUAAGUCUGACGUCACAAAGGCGGCAGAUUGUAAAGCUGCUGUUGAGGCUGCCUUGAAAGAGUUUGGAAGACUGGACAUACUUGUGAACAACGUUGGAAUAGGAGGUGCAGCUGGUACUGCGGUCGAGGUCGACAUGGAAGCCUGGGCAAAGGGUCUCGAAAUCAACGUCAGCAGUAUGGUUCAGAUGGCCAAAUAUUGCAUACCGGCAAUGCAAAAGAACGAGAGAGAAAUCCGAGGCAGCAUUGUAAAUAUGGGCAGUGUCGCAGGGUUGAAGGGUGGUACGCCACAUUUGUUAUAUCCAACGAGCAAAGGCGCUGUGGUGAACAUGACGAGAGCUAUGGCCGCGCACCAUGCGUCAGACGGUAUUCGUGUCAACUGCGUCUGUCCUGGAAUGCUGUAUACCCCAAUGAUGUAUGCAGGUGGCAUGAGCGAAGAAGCCCGAGAAGCCCGGCGAAAGAGGAGCUUGUUGGGCACAGAAGGUAACGGGUGGGAUGCAGCAUGCGCUGUUACUUUCCUAGCAAGCGAUCACGCUAGGUGGAUUACUGGCGCAAUCCUCCCUGUUGAUGCUGGGUCUACAGCAGCGGUGGGAAUCGGCAUGCCGAAGAGCGCAAGUGUCAACGGGUGA
This is a messenger RNA of Boeremia exigua, 852 nucleotides long. RefSeq lists its product as uncharacterized. Gene Ontology annotation, molecular function: oxidoreductase activity. Bases 1 to 852 code for a protein of 283 amino acids. The record is from RefSeq and is a predicted model, not a curated record. The transcript is spliced from 2 exons. Lineage: Eukaryota; Fungi; Ascomycota; Dothideomycetes; Pleosporales; Didymellaceae.